AUGAUGUACCUGCUCUACAAGACAAUAGCCAGAGCGACAAUACCGCCGUUACCUAUAUUGUCGCCCGAUGCUGAUCUUUCCGACGAUGCCGACAACCACAGCAUAGGUGCCGUCAUUGUGGCAUCUGUGGUGCCAAUCACGAUCAUUUCUACGCUCUUCGCCUUCGCGCGACUUUUUGUCAAGGGAUGGAUCCAACGACGAAUUCAGUACGACGAUGGUAUUCUCUUGCUGGCCGUGGCUUCGGGCUGGACUGCGACGGGAACCACGCUCAAGGCCGUGGCUCUGGGGAAUGGCAAGCACGUUGCCACCCUCACCGACGAGCAAAAGGAAGAAGCUCUUAGAUGGACAGUGAUGACCUUUGCCUUUGGGAUUGUCGCCCUGGCACUACCGAAGCUCACCAUCGUGGCCCUGAUAAACCGAAUCCUCAACCCGAAACGGCUUCACCGCUUCUUCCUCUGGGCGCUAGUGUUGCUGUGUGCCGUCGGGCUGUUGGGAAACGUGGUCGGUCUUUUCGCGCAGUGUCCACAAGAGGCAGUGGUGCAAAUCACAUUUACAAAGACGGCAUGCCUUGGCCCGGAAAGGGCGGUUGCCUAUUCGAUAUCUACAAGUGACGAUUCUGCAGAUCUCGUCAUUUGGACAAGGUAA
Messenger RNA from Colletotrichum higginsianum IMI 349063, 645 nucleotides. Its product is annotated as Integral membrane protein. The coding region runs from base 1 to 645 and encodes 214 amino acids. The record is from RefSeq and is a predicted model, not a curated record. Lineage: Eukaryota; Fungi; Ascomycota; Sordariomycetes; Glomerellales; Glomerellaceae. The transcript has 3 exons.